Symbiodinium natans is the source of this 636-nucleotide messenger RNA. NCBI's taxonomy places the organism in Eukaryota, Dinophyceae, Suessiales, Symbiodiniaceae. The record is from the annotation of a GenBank genome assembly.
AUGGUCAGGGACAAGUGCUACUUGGACAUCGGCAUCGGCAAUCGAUAUGCGGGACGAGUCAUUCUUGGGCUGUAUUCAGACACCGUCCCUUUGACAUGUGAGAAUUUCGUUCAGCUUUGCAAAGGUUACCGGAUAAAGGAGCGCAUUAUUGGUUACCAGAACACAAACAUUCACAUGAUCAAGUCGGGAUGUGCCAUCGCAGGUGGUGAUGUUUUGGACGGCACAGGGAGAACUCGGGGACUGAGCAUCUAUGGAGAGGCGUUUCCGGACGAGAACUUUGAGAUGAGUUUCCUGCGUGACGGGGAUCUGGCCAUGUGCAAUUGGGGUAAGAACACCAACUCCUCCAUUUGGAUGAUCACCUUGUCGCAGCAGAAGGCCUUCACCAACCACCAUGUUGUUUUUGGCACGGUGAUGAAAGGCAUGCGAGUGGUAAGGGAGAUCGGCGAGUUGGGCACCAGAGUCGGACGCCCAGCUGUUCCCAUCCGAAUCGUCCAGUGCGGCGUUCUGGAGGAUGGCAAAGAUCCGCCCCCGCCACCGUCAGCAGAGCUGGAGGACGACAGCGCCCCUGUGAUGACCGAGGAUGAGUUCAGAUCGAUCAGCGUGAGCAACAAGCCGGGUACAGUGCAACCCUCGUGA